AUGGAUCUGUACUACCACAUACGUUCGGCGCCAUGUCAACCGGUGGCGUUUCUGCUCAAACACAUGGGCCUGGAGGUAAACCACAAGGUGACGAGCAUCUACGAUCCGACGGAUUUGGAAGCGCUUAAGAAGGUAAAUCCACAGCACACCAUUCCAACGCUGGUGGACAAUGGGCAUGUGGUCUACGAAUCGUACGCCAUUCUGAUCUAUCUGGCGGAGAAGUACGGGCUGGACGACAGUCUCUACCCGAAGGAUCAUGCUAAGCGUUCGGUCGUCCACCAGCGUCUGUUCUUCGAUAGUGGAUCGUUCCAGAGGAGCUCGUUAGAGGCGUUGAAUCUUCACUUGGGGAAAAAGCCGAUCCCGGACGAAAACCUGGCGAAGAUUAAACGUGCGGUGGAGGUUGUGGAGAUGUAUCUCACCGGCUCACCGUACGUCGCGGGGCAAUCGUUAACGAUUGCCGAUUUCUCCAUCUUUGUGAGCGUUUGCUCGCUGGAUUUGAUAAACUACGAUCUAACGCCCUACCCGAACGUCAUGCGAUGGUUCAGCACGAUGGGAACGCAUAUUCCGGACCUGGAGACGAUGCGUACCCAGGGCAGGGUUGAUCUCGAAGCUCUGCUAGCGUCAAUGAGCAAGUAA
Anopheles marshallii is the source of this 636-nucleotide messenger RNA. Its product is annotated as glutathione S-transferase 1-like. Lineage: Eukaryota; Metazoa; Arthropoda; Insecta; Diptera; Culicidae. The record is from RefSeq and is a predicted model, not a curated record. Gene Ontology annotation, biological process: glutathione metabolic process. Gene Ontology annotation, molecular function: glutathione transferase activity. Bases 1 to 636 code for a protein of 211 amino acids. The transcript is spliced from 2 exons.